AUGUCUUGGGACGCUUACGUUGAUAUGCUUCAAGGGCAAACCAAUGCUGCUGCUAUUUUCUCAGUAGAAGGAGCCUUAUGCGCUAAAACAGAAAAUUUCCCAGCAACUCCAACGAAUUUAAUCCACUGGUCAAAAAUGCUUAAAGAUCCAUCACUGGCUCGUCAACACGGAAUUCCUUAUGAUAAGCAAAAACUAUUCCCACUAGAAUAUACUACAGAUUACAUUCACGCGAUGCAAGAUGAAUUAAACAUCUACAUGAAAAAGACUGCUAGUGUGGUUGUCGUUGGUCUUUGUGGUGGUGACAAGCCACAGAACGAUGCCAAAAAUCAAGUUCUUAAUGUUGCAAAAAUUUUAACUGAAGCAGGUGUUUAA
Messenger RNA from Trichomonas vaginalis G3, 372 nucleotides. RefSeq names its product profilin (actin-binding protein) family. The transcript has a single exon. Gene Ontology annotation, cellular component: cell cortex. The coding region runs from base 1 to 372 and encodes 123 amino acids. The record is from RefSeq and is a predicted model, not a curated record. NCBI's taxonomy places the organism in Eukaryota, Parabasalia, Trichomonadida, Trichomonadidae. Gene Ontology annotation, molecular function: actin monomer binding.